GUCUAGGGCGCCUGGCGCGACGCUAAGGGGCGAAGACGCCCCUGGAAGCUACUGCUUUCUUCAGCAAGUGUUCGAAGGGACAGGAGGAGGAAAGAAGGUAGAUAGAGGACAGCCAGUGUGCAUUCCAACCCUCCGCACUUUGUCACUGUACUGUUGGGUUUCAGGAGUGACAGAAAAUUAAGACUACUACUUUUACUGCUUGGGUUGAGCCAGAGGCAGGACCGAGAAACCCAGGAGCUGAGGUAUGGAGCUACUGUCGCCGCCACUCCGGGACGUAGACUUGACAGGCCCCGACGGCUCUCUCUGCUCCUUUGCCACAGCCGACGACUUCUAUGAUGAUCCGUGUUUCGACUCACCCGACCUGCGCUUUUUUGAGGACCUGGACCCGCGCCUGAUGCACGUGGGUGCCCUCCUGAAACCGGAGGAACACGCACACUUCCCCACCACUGUGCACCCAGGCCCAAGCGCUCGGGAGGAUGAGCAUGUGCGCGCGCCCAGUGGGCACCACCAGGCGGGUCGCUGCUUGCUGUGGGCCUGCAAGGCGUGCAAGCGCAAGACCACCAACGCUGAUCGCCGCAAGGCCGCCACCAUGCGUGAGCGGCGCCGCCUGAGCAAAGUGAACGAGGCCUUCGAGACCCUCAAGCGCUGCACGUCCAGCAACCCGAACCAGCGGUUACCCAAGGUGGAGAUCCUGCGCAACGCCAUCCGCUACAUCGAAGGCUUGCAAGCGCUACUGCGCGACCAGGACACCGCGCCCCCUGGCGCCGCUGCCUUCUACUCGCCUGGCCCGCUGCCCCCGGGCCGCGGCAGCGAGCACUACAGUGGCGACUCGGAUGCUUCCAGCCCGCGCUCCAACUGCUCCGACGGCAUGAUGGAUUACAGCGGCCCCCCGAGCGGCCCCCGGCGACAGAGUGGCUAUGAGGGCGCCUACUAUAGCGACGCGUCCAGCGAGCCCAGGCCAGGGAAGAGUGCGGCUGUGUCGAGCCUCCACUGCCUGUCCAGCAUUGUGGAGCGCAUCUCUACAGACAGCCCCUCUGCGCCUGCGCUGGUCCUGGCAGAUGCGCCACCAGAGUCGCCUCCGGGCCCUCCAGAAAGGGCAUCCCCAAGCGAUGCGGAACAGGGGACUCAGACCCCGUCCCCCAGCGCCACCCCUCAGUGUUCUGCGGGCUCAAACCCCAACCCGAUCUACCAGGUGCUUUAAGAGGUCAGCUGCUGCAGCAGAGGGACGCCAUCUGCACUCCCGGGCAUGGGAUGGUGUCCUUGGGUCCUUCACACCCAAAAGGCAAAGCUUAAAAACUACACUCCUCCCGACUGCCCUUUUUGAAGCCAUGCAUCCAGAGGCUGAAGAAGGGGCAGAGCAGAAGUCUGUCCCCACAUCCCAGCCCCACCCCCCAAAAAAGGAUGCAGUCUGUUUUUCGUUGUUGUUGGGCGUUUUCUGUUCGUUUGUUUUAUGCGACUCACAGCAACGGCCACUCGCUGUGCCUCAGUGGGCCAGAACUGAUCCUUGAGUGGCCAGGCCCUCUUCCUUUUCCUCAGAGCCCCUCACACAG
Molecule: messenger RNA, 1550 nt
Organism: Acomys russatus (golden spiny mouse)
Lineage: Eukaryota; Metazoa; Chordata; Mammalia; Rodentia; Muridae
Gene: Myod1
Product: myogenic differentiation 1
Exons: 3
Coding region: 245-1201 (318 amino acids)
Biological process (GO): muscle organ development; positive regulation of myoblast differentiation; regulation of transcription by RNA polymerase II
Molecular function (GO): RNA polymerase II cis-regulatory region sequence-specific DNA binding; protein dimerization activity; DNA-binding transcription factor activity, RNA polymerase II-specific
Source: RefSeq, a predicted model, not a curated record